ACCAUGACCGCCUUUGUUUCCAGAAGGGAAGCCAGGCUUGGAUGCCUGAGCGCUGCGGUGUGAGAUAGUUCGCAGCAUCCCCCGAGUGGUCGCCGCAACUCCGAAGUCCCUUCAGGUCCAUCAUUACGCCGCGCGGUUUCUUGUAACCUAUUAAUGUAUCCUCCCUUUUUUAUGCCUCGCACGGCCCGCGACAGGAAGUUCCCUCGCGCUCGCAAUGUUGUGGGCAGGCGCCGCAAAGGUACCAGCGUUGCAGCUUGGACCCAAAUACUUCGAUUGUCGACACACGAGUCACCCGGUGAGUCUCGCGCCCAGGACUGCCCUCUCACUGUCGGUUUGUUCGACAUUCAAUCACCGGAGUUGGUGCGCUCGAGCGGCGCAAAGCCGAAGUUUUCAGAUAUGCUGAACGGUAGACCGAUACAGGGGGCACCGGGGCAUUGCUUAGGCAUUUGGCGGUUUGUUUAUCUCGCACCACCAAUGGCUGCACAUAGAUGCGUUGCGGAGAAGGCGGAUGCGGUAGGUUGCUACUGCGACCGUUCCCGACCGUCCACAUCUUCGCGAAGUCGUCGGUGUUCCCAAAAGUGUCAGCCGCGCGCCCGCAGGUUCACCAUUCGGCCCAGGAUUGUGUACCCCCGGAAAUGGUCGCACUCCUUUGUUUUGCCGCAGCAAAAUCAUAACAAUGACACGUUGUCCGGUUAUAUCGACAUCGCGGACGUCUUGAGUCUCCCUGGGGAUUUGUCGUUCUCCGUCGUCAUAGAAGCACAGAACCCGAACCGUACCUUCGCAGUGUCGCUCAGCCGACUAAGAAUGGCCCGGCUUUCGGACGCUUGAACCGCUUCGAGGGCAUGUCCCUACUACACAAGUCGGCUGACUCGGAAGUGUGGUCAUUCGCGACGAUGCAGGGAGGGA
This is a messenger RNA of Rhodofomes roseus, 906 nucleotides long. RefSeq lists its product as uncharacterized. The coding region runs from base 154 to 828 and encodes 224 amino acids. The transcript has 4 exons. NCBI's taxonomy places the organism in Eukaryota, Fungi, Basidiomycota, Agaricomycetes, Polyporales, Fomitopsidaceae. The record is from RefSeq and is a predicted model, not a curated record.